AUGGCGCAGUACGCCGCGGCCCAGAGAGCCUAUGAGAACAAGAUGUCCAGUGAAGAGGUGCUGAGACUUUUUGAAGACGCCGAAGGCACCAUGCAGCCGCUGCUGUGCAAUGGCCUUGCCUCUUUGGAAGCGAAGGAGCUGGAGACGGUGCUGAAGGGUCGCCUGCAUCAGGCCGUGACCUUGGCACAGCUGGGCGCCGCCGACCGCUGGCCGCGGAUCAAGGCGUUGGCGGAGGACGUCUUGCAGUUCGACUUCAACAACGCACACGCACGCUGGCUGCGUGGCCUCUCACUGCAGCAUCACUUCGCAAAGCCGUUGGAAGCGGAACAGGAGUGCCGACGUGCAGUGGAAUGCGCGCGGAUGCAGGGAAAAGAUGCGGAAGCCAAUUCCUGGGAAGCCGAAGUGUUGAGCACCUUCUCUUGCGACCCCGCGGUGGCCGCGGUGGCGACUCCGGCGCCUGCCAACGCUGCGCCGGUGCCGGAGCCGGAGACCAAGAGUGCCAUGGCCAAGGGCUUCUUGAAUCGUAGUGCCAAGAAGAGCCGUGCGCCCGAGCCCGCCACAGAAGCGCCAGUGCCACCGGCAGCAGAAGCGGCAGUGGCAGAGGCGAAACAGAAAGAGGCAGAGCUGCGCUCGGAACUUGCGACGCUCACGGCCCAGCUGACGGCUGUGGAGGCAGAGCGGGGCCGAGAGGCGCAGGACGUGGCCAUAGCGCUGCAAGAGAUCAAGGAGCUACCUGAAGAGCUCGCUUCGCUCAGCAGCUCUGCUUCAGCACUGGAAGCCGCACAGGAGAAGCUGCUGGCGGGACGGACGUGGGCGGAGAAGGAGCAGCAACGCUAUGUGGACGUCUCUACAGAAGUGCUCACACUUCAGCAGAUGACCCUGCGAGAGUCUAAGGAACAAGAGGAGACAGCUGAGAAGCAGUGCACAGAGCUGCGCUCGUUGUCCAGUCGAUUGCAGGAUCAGCUGAAGCAACUGAGGCACUUGGACCUGAAAGGCCACCAGGGCGACGACGAGGACGUGGCUCGUCUGGCGCACCACGUGGCCGCCUUCCAGCGGCUGCCGUGGCGACGGAAGCUGGCGGCGAUGUUGGAAGAUGGCGCGCUGCUGUGGAUGUUGGCCUUCAUGGUGCUGUUGGGCAUGCUCUUCACGUUAUCGUUAAUUGUGGAGCUCUGGUUCUCCUCCAAAUGCCGUUUGACGUGUGACAUCGCCGGGGUUUGA
Molecule: messenger RNA, 1218 nt
Organism: Cladocopium goreaui
Lineage: Eukaryota; Dinophyceae; Suessiales; Symbiodiniaceae
Source: the annotation of a GenBank genome assembly